Fusarium vanettenii 77-13-4 is the source of this 2298-nucleotide messenger RNA. RefSeq lists its product as uncharacterized. NCBI's taxonomy places the organism in Eukaryota, Fungi, Ascomycota, Sordariomycetes, Hypocreales, Nectriaceae. The transcript has a single exon. The record is from RefSeq and is a predicted model, not a curated record. Gene Ontology annotation, molecular function: alpha-L-fucosidase activity. Gene Ontology annotation, biological process: carbohydrate metabolic process. Bases 1 to 2298 code for a protein of 765 amino acids.
AUGGACGAUGUCGAUCAGGACCUGGCUCUGCACUACACCUCCCCCGCAUCUUCGUGGUCUGAGGCCCUCCCGGUAGGAAACGGCCGGCUGGGGGCAAUGAUCUACGGGAGAACUACCACCGAGCUGCUCCAGCUCAACGAGGAUUCUGUUUGGUACGGCGGCCCGCAGGAUAGAACCCCCAGGGAUGCCAAACGCAACCUUGCCAAGCUUCGAGAGCUCAUCAGAGCCGAGAGGCACCAAGAGGCCGAGACCCUCGUGAGGGAGGCCUUUUUCGCCACGCCAACUAGCAUGCGGCAUUAUGAACCAUUGGGAAACUGCACGAUUGAAUUUAACCAUGGCGUGGAGGAUGUCACUGACUUUAGGCGACGUCUUGAUCUGAGCACUUCUCAGAACACCACCGAGUACACGUGCCGAGGUGUUUCUUACCGACGGGAUGUUAUUGCCAGUUUUCCAGACAAUGUCUUGGCGAUUCGGUUCGAGGCUUCGGAAAAGACGCGCUUUGUUGUGCGAUUGACGAGAAGAAGCGAUGUCGAGUGGGAGACCAACGAGUUUCUUGACAGUAUUCGAGCUGAAGACGGUCGCAUUAUUCUUCACGCUACGCCGGGCGGAAGAAACAGCAAUCAAUUGGCCCUCGUGCUUGGUGUUUCUUGCGAUGCAAAUGAUGGGGAAGUCGAAGCGAUCGGCAAUUGUUUGAUCGUCAAUACGACUCGUUGCGUGAUUGCCAUCGGCGCGCAGACGACGUACCGAGUCGCCGACCCCGAAGCAUCAGCUCUUCACGAUGUCGAUGAGGCUCUCAAGAGGCCUUGGAGCGAAUUGGCCGAGCACCAUCGACAAGAUUAUACCAAUCUCUUCGGCCGAAUGUCGUUGCGAAUGGGGCCAAACGCAGGCCAUAUCCCGACCGACGAGAGAAUAAAGAACAACCGAGACCCAGGGUUGGUGGCGCUGUAUCACAACUAUGGCCGCUAUCUCCUCAUCUCCUCGAGCCGAAACUCGCACAAGGCCUUGCCAGCGACGUUACAAGGCAUUUGGAACCCAUUCUUCGCGCCUCCUUGGGGAUCCAAGUACACCAUCAACAUCAACCUCCAGAUGAACUACUGGCCGGCUGCACAGUGCAACCUUCUCGAAUGCGCAUUGCCGGUCAUGGAUCUUCUGGAGAAGAUGGCUGAGCGAGGAAGGAAGACGGCCGAGACGAUGUACGGCUGUCGAGGCUGGUGCGCCCAUCACAACACCGACAUUUGGGGUGAUACAGAUCCACAAGACACAUGGAUGCCUGCCAGUCUUUGGCCGCUAGGAGGCGUCUGGGUAUGCAUUGACGUCUUCAAUAUGUUGAAGUAUGAGUACGAUUCGGCUUUGCAUAGUCGCGUGGCUCCGGUACUCGAAGGUUGUAUCGAAUUCCUGCUCGACUUUCUUAUUCCAUCUGCGUGCGGCAAGUAUCUCGUUACCAACCCUUCGCUCUCGCCAGAGAAUACCUUUUUAUCGGAAUCUGGUAAACCUGGAAUUCUCUGUGAAGGGUCCGUCAUUGAUAUGACGAUUGUUCGCAUCGCAUUCGAGAGCUUCCUUCUCAGCGUCGACAUUCUCAACCAAGAUCACCCUCUUCGGAGUCAAGUCCAGGAAGCUCUCGAGAAGCUACCGCCACUAACUAUCAACAACGACGGAUUGAUACAAGAAUGGGGGUUAAAGGAUUAUCAGGAACAUGAGCCCGGCCAUCGUCAUGUCUCUCACCUCUUCGGCCUGUACCCUGGAGAAUAUAUCGAUCCCAUCAUGUCGCCCGAAUUAGCCACCGCGGCGAAGAAGGUGCUUGAACGGCGGGCCGCGAACGGAGGAGGUCACACUGGUUGGAGCAGAGCCUGGUUAUUGAACCUACAUGCUCGCCUUUUCGACGCCGAAGGUAGCCGACAGCACAUGGACUUGCUGUUGGGAGGUUCAACGUUGGCAAAUCUGCUGGACAACCACCCUCCUUUCCAGAUCGAUGGUAAUUUUGGAGGAUGUGCUGGUAUUCUAGAAUGCCUUGUGCAAUCUCGAAUCAGGUCUGAAGGUGUGGUUGAGAUUCGUCUCUUCCCAGCCUGGCCGGCUGCAUGGUCAUCCGGCAAGGUGACAAAAGCAAGGGUGAAAGCAGGCUGGCGCGUAUCUAUGGAUUGGAAAGAGGGGCUAUGCAUAGAAAAUUUGAUCCUGGAAGCCACAGAGCCUGACACACCCGACGCCCAUGUUGUCUUCCCUGAUGGAGAGGGUGUACUUGUCGCCGGAGGAGACCCUGGACCACGUCAAGUUCGAUCAAGAGGAGGCGACAAGGGUUAUUGA